Messenger RNA from Mya arenaria, 5187 nucleotides. Its product is annotated as hemicentin-1-like. NCBI's taxonomy places the organism in Eukaryota, Metazoa, Mollusca, Bivalvia, Myida, Myidae. Gene Ontology annotation, cellular component: cell-cell junction. Gene Ontology annotation, biological process: cell-cell adhesion. The record is from RefSeq and is a predicted model, not a curated record. Gene Ontology annotation, molecular function: cell adhesion molecule binding. The transcript is spliced from 14 exons. Bases 57 to 2432 code for a protein of 791 amino acids.
UUUAAACUUCCUGAUUAUUUAACAAACUUCUGAAGUACACUAAUGUACCUUUCAUAAUGUGUGGUACUGCAGUUAUGUCAAGUUUACACUUAAGAAUUACCUUUGUUGUAGUUAUAGUUUGCAGGAUAUACAAUGGUGCUGAUGGUUCCGUUACCAUAAGUUCAUCAGCAGCGACUGUUCCGGAGGGGUCAUCACUAACAUUAACAUGCACGUAUACUGGAAAUGACCAGCUGUAUGCAAUAAAAUGGACAAACAAUGGCAAUAAUUCGACACAAAGAUACGAUAUACAAAUCAACCAACAUGAACCAUGCUCAAUUUUUGGAAAACCUGGUCUCAACGAAACUCUCUUCACCUACACCUGUUUCACGCUUACUAUUUUAAAAGUAACACGGGAAUAUCAGAACGACAACUUUACGUGUGGAGUAAAUAUUAAUAUAUAUAGUGGAAAUAGUGUGAUCGUCAGUGUGUCAGUGUCAAUAUCAACAGUAGUUUUGACAUCACCGACAGAGGCAAAUGUCGCUGUCAACGCGGGCUCAUCGAAGAAAUUCACGUGUCGUACAUCUGGGGGUCUUCCACAACCAACGGUGGAGUGGUAUAAGACCUCUAGUAGCAGCUGUACCAGGAAUGGCAUGCGAAUAAUAACUUCCAUAUCCAGAUCACCGUGUGAAAGCAACGGUCUUAUACAGGUGGAAAGUUCACUGUUAUUCACAGCAACCAGUUCGGAUAAUAAUCUCUGGAUUUGCUGCGCGGCAAGUAAUAUCAACUCUCAGUGGAAACUGUCAGGAACGAAGCUUCUAGACGUAAGAUAUCCUCCACCUAAUCCUCCAGUGAUUGACGACUUCAACACAAUAACGGACUACCACAUGAUAGAGAAUAGCACCGAACGGCUGACAUGUAGGAGUACUGGGGGAAAUCCUCUUGCAAGCCUUACGUGGAGCUGUUACAACGGCAUCGAGACAAACCCUAACAUUAACGGCGGUUCAGUCAGUCGUACUGUACAGUUCACAGCGCGGCGUAACCAAGACAACACGUGUACGUGCACUGCCACGCAUGAGGCGGGACCGUUGCAACAGGCUACAUUGGACGUCAAUAUUAUGUAUCCCCCUUCAACACCAGAAUUCAAAGUGGACGGUACACAAGUGGGCAUCGCGAUUAGCAUAAUUAAAGACAGUGCUCAGACGGUGACGUGUCACAGUUUUGGAAAACCUAAUCCAUCUACAAACGAUUUCACAUGGACAAAAGGAAGUGUCGUUGUUAGUUCCAACUCGGUUUUAAGCUGGACCGACGGAAUCAGAAUUCAGGAUGGAGGCAGUUACAAAUGUACCGUUACAACAACGAUGACACCUUCGGAUACCAGCAAAACUCCAGUUACAACAGAGGUAUCAUCUGACGUCACCAUUAAUGUACUAUAUUCGCCACGGUUGCAUCAGCUUUUCCGGCUUAACGCCCUGGAAGGUGAACAUUUCACUCUGAAAUGUGAAUACGAGCCAGGUAACCCAACAGAAACAACAGUCGUAAUUUAUCGGUUAAACGACCGGAUUACCUGGACCGGACAAACACAUAUCAUUCCAUCACUGAAGAGAGGCGAUGCUGGUAUGUACAGAUGCACAGUUCGUAACAUCAUGCAGCCAACGGGACAAAAGAAUGAAAUCAUUGGAGAGGAUACUGGAAAUUUCCAGAUUAACGUAUGGUACAAAACUUCUGUGUCCUACUUUGGUUUAACCAGUCAUCCCGACGCGAAUAAUAUAACUUUGGAUGAGAAUACAACUCUUAACUUCUUCUGUGAAGUUGACAGUAACCCAAACUCCACCAUUAUAUUUGGAAGAUCGGACAGGCUACAGCACAACGCUAUUCUAAAAAGGAACGACGGGUUUCUUCAUCUCGCUUUUGAUGUUCAACAAGCUGGCUGUCUUGAUACAGCAAGUUACUAUUGUCUUGGGUAUAACAAUUACACAGAGAUUAAAACAGCACCAAGGAAAGAAAUAAACGUUUAUGUUCGAUGUUCACCAAGAGCAUCAGGAGGUCAACGAGAAAGCAAUGUCACAGGGGUUACUGGUGGCAAUGUAACGUUUUCGUUUGAUGUGGUGGCAUAUCCUGUUCCGAACAAAGAGGGAUGUGUAUGGCACAAAUGGAAUGGGACAACGUAUUCUCAAGUUCACAACAGUGACAAAUACACCGUCGACAAUGCCGGUGUUUCUACAAUAUUUACUAUCAAUGAUAUUGAAGAGGAAGAUUUUUCAACAUAUCUUCUAACGGUUUCCAACGGAAUAAAUCCAGACUUCAACAAAAUAUUCAACUUAAGUCCUCAAGAUGUUCCUCAGUGUCCAACUGGUUUAACAUAUAGUGCAACGACAUCGUCAUCAGCUUCUAUCGGUGGAUCAGUCACUUUAAUGGUGGACUUAAGCAAACAUUUAUCAUUUUGUACAAAAUGAUUGAAAGUUCGAAAUACUUGGUUCUUACGGCAGAUGAGAUUGACAGAAGAUACAGUACGAAAUAAUACUAACAGGAUUAAACGACGGAUCGACGUAUGAAGUCAUUCUUUUCUCAAGAAACGAAAAAGGAAACUGUAAACAAAAUACUUCACUCCAAUUCGACACUGAACUACUUGUCGAACCACCAGCUGGAACCAUCGGAUAUAUAGCUGGUGGAACAACGGGAGGAAUAGUGGCGGCGAUUAUUCUGAUGAUAGUUGUGGUCAUUGUUUUGAGACGAAAGUACAACUUUGACUGUUUGUGUUCAUUCAGGUUUUCUCGAAAAGACAAGGAGCUGAUACUCGUGGGUACAACCCAACUCAGACCUAUGAAGACAUUUCCAUGGUAACGGAUAGAUUCCCGUACGCUGCUCUGGAUAAUGGCGACCAUGGCCCCGAUAAUUUGCACGUGUACACGCCGUUGGCUGCGACUGGUUCAAAGACACAAGUUUACUACGAAAAUGUCAAAGAUGAUCCCGUUUACAACAACACAGUGCUUAAGAACCCGAUACAGUCGGUACUAUAGAAAAGUUACUGUAAACUAUAAAGCAUGACGCUAUAAAAGGACGUAAGAAGGAGUGAAGUUUUAGGGUUGUUGAACUUUUUCUUGCCUAUGAAAUGUUAAACAUUCAUUUUAUAGUAAAGCAAUGUGGACUCAUUCUUUGUUAAGGAUAUCACAGCAAUGAAUUAUUUGGAGUUAUGCAAUUUUCAACGUUCCAUGGAUAGGUGUCAGGUGUGUGUUUAAUUAUUUUUGUUCAAAAAUCACUUACAUUUAGUCCUUAUUAUAUCAUAUAUAAAAACAUGCAUGAUGCUCUUUCAUUUCUAUUUUUUUAUAUUCUAAUCUGAAGGGCUGCAGCUUAACUUCACGUUGGAACAUCUGCAAAUAAUCCAUAUUACACAAUAUACAAGGAUCGUCCAAAAUAGCUUAUAAUUGAUUUGUUUUUAAAGACGGAAAGACGAGAGAAAAACAUUUACGUAAAUAUUUGACAUAAUCCCUUUCUAAAAUGUCUGAAAGUAUCAAGGAUGUACAGGCAAAUUUAUAUUUUAUAUACAUUUGAAACACAUGAUAUGUUGCGUCGAGGCCAACACCGCGUUAUCGGCGCAUUAUUCUUAAUUGUCAAUUACAUCAACUCUUUCCAAUCGCCACACUCAAUACCAAUCACCAUUGUAAUCAUAUUGUUAUUGUAAAGAUACUAAAUUGAUUUUUUAAAUAAUAUAAAUGCACACACUACUCAACAGAAUGCUAAUUUCACCUAAUUGUUGAAUUUCUCCAGACAGUUUGCAUGUGAUAUGUAUGUUUACGACAAUAUUAAAAAAUGUAAAUUGAAAAGGCUACUUAGAAAAAUGUAAAUAUAGUUUUCACAAAUGGAUACAUUUAUAUCAUGUCUCUGGUACGCACAAAAACAAACACGUUCCAGUAAACUUCAAUGGAGUCAGUUUGGGUCAGCGCAGGGUUUGCACGUGCAACUUGUGCAACUGUGAAAUGCAGUUUUUGAGCCCAAAUAUAACAUGCUUAACCAGACAUUAGUUUAAAGAAUAAAUUUUAGACUAAAAGUGUUUUUUAAAACUUGCGAUGCAUAGACUAAGUCAUGAACAUCGCGUUAGGAUUUUGGUAAUGCUAGAGUGUGGACGAACACAAGAUGCCGUCGCUGGACGUUUAAAUGUGUCUCUUUCGAUAAUUUCAUGCUUAUAACAGCGAGUAAAUGUAACAGUUCAUCGAACAGUUUCAAUGUUUAGUAUAAAUCAAUAAUAAUAAUAAUAAUAAUAAUAAUUAUAAUAAUAAUAAACAAAUAAACUAUUUUAUUAGUGUUGCACCAGGAAUCAGUUUAUGACUUUAAUCGAUAAUUCUCUGAAACAUUGCGAUCAGUUUAUAGUAUAAGUAUUCUGGUGAAAAACACUUUCUAAUGUCUGAUAUAUUUAUUGUUGUACACUGUCUUUUUCUUUAUUUGUACAACAUCUAAAGGGCAAUGGUAAGGUGUUGAUAAAUUAAACACAAAUUCCUCUUCUAAGUCGCUCAUAGAUCCACAAACAUUCAAUUAGAAAAUUAAUUAUCGUUCUAAAGCUUGUAGUUACUGCUAUUUAAAUAUUUAUUUAGACUAGUUCUUCAAAAUGGUUUUAAUGCGUAUAGUAAGUUCCCUGUUGACAUCCAAAUUACCGUGGCAUUAUAGUCAAAUGAAAUGUGUAUUUGUAUUAAGCGUACUGCAUAACACACCCGUAUGUAAACAUGUUUGGUAUAAAUUGAAUCAGUAAAAUAUUUUCUUAAAUCCUAGUUUCACGCUAGUGAAAUGUACUUGACACAAAUAUAUGAGGACACCAGUUAUAACACAAUAUUCAAUUUUAACUUCUUGUGAACCACGCUAACAAGCUCAGUUUGAUCUCAGGAAACCUACUCACACUGAUCUUAACUAGACAAUGUUGUAGCCUCUACAAAUUCCAAUCGCGUUUUGAAAAACAGCUUUUUAGUUUAACAGUUGUAUUUUAUUAAGGCACAAAAACAGACAAACUGAGUACAAUUGAUCAUUCAGUAAUAAUAUACAUAAAAAUCAUAAUAAUGUAUAAUGUACUACAUUGCUAUCUAUCCUUGUUAUCUAAAAUACAUGUUUGUUCUGUAAAUGCUAUAUAUCAAUGCUAUCAAAACGGAACGGUUGUAAAAUUACGAAUGAAUGUAAAAUUAUGCAAGUUUAUUUAAGUUAUAUGCUUACUGAGAAUAAAUUAUA